Penicillium longicatenatum is the source of this 1311-nucleotide messenger RNA. Its product is annotated as aromatic ring-hydroxylating oxygenase subunit alpha. Lineage: Eukaryota; Fungi; Ascomycota; Eurotiomycetes; Eurotiales; Aspergillaceae. The transcript is spliced from 2 exons. The record is from RefSeq and is a predicted model, not a curated record. The coding region runs from base 1 to 1311 and encodes 436 amino acids. Gene Ontology annotation, molecular function: iron ion binding; 2 iron, 2 sulfur cluster binding.
AUGACAUCAAUGCUAAAGAGCUAUCUGGGUUACAGCGACCCCGCGGGGGACAAGGCUCCCCUGCAAAAUUCCCUCGCAAGAGCUCUUCCGGCCAAUUGGUACACCUCUCAAGAGAUGUAUGAGCUUGAACGACGAGCUAUUUUCUCAAGAAAGUGGCUCUUGACCACGCAUAAGCUGCGCCUUGCAAAGACUGGUGACUAUCUGAAAUACGACAUCGCGGGAUUCCCUUUCAUCAUUGUCCGCGAUCGCGAUGGGAAUAUCAACGCGUUCCACAAUGUUUGUCGUCAUCGCGCAUUUCCAGUCGUCGCAGAUGAUGCAGACAGCGGAACAGCACGAAUCUUUGCUUGUAAGUACCACGGCUGGUCUUACGGACUGAACGGAAAACUCGCCAAGGCACCAGGCUAUCAAGAGCUGGAGGGAUUUGACAAAUCAAAGAAUGGACUGUUCUCUAUCCAUGUUCAUGUAGAUGGCAAUGGUUUCAUUUGGGUCAAUCUGGAUAGUGCAGAGAAACCGGAAAUUUCCUGGGAAGACGACUUUAAGGGGAUCGACUUGCAGUCGCGAUUCCAAGACUUUGAUUUCAGCGAAUACCAAUUUGACCACACGUGGGAGAUGAACGGCGACUAUAACUGGAAGAUUCUUGCCGACAAUUAUAAUGAAUGUUACCACUGCCAAACUGCACACCCUGAUGUUCCAUCGGUGGCCACCCUCGAAGCUUACGAUGUUGAUACGAAGAAUGCUAGUAUAAUUCACCACCCUGGUGCCACAGAGGAGCAGAUCGCCAAGGGCAUGAAUAUUUGCAGCACCUACUACUUCCCGAAUGCCUCUAUGACUGUCUCGCCACACUUCUUCUUCAUGCAGCGCUUUGUUCCCAUCUCACCAACUAGCUGUGCGAUGCGCUAUGAGGUCUACCGCCACAAGGGCUCAAGUGAUGAGGACUUUGAGCACGUCAACCAGAUGUUUAAGCGGAUCAUGGCCGAAGACAAACAACUCUGUACCGAAUCCCAGAAGAACUUGAGUAACGGAGUCUUUGUCAACGGUGAACUUCACCCGAAGCUGGAGAAGGGGCCGCUUUACUUCCAAGGCAUCGUGCGAGACCUUGUUACCGAGUUUCACAAGCGUGAAGAAGAAACCGGACGGCAGAUUUGGCCAUCCCGCCAGGCCCUUCCUACCACUGCCACCACAAGUCAGGAGGACAUGGACUUCUGUACCAAUUUGACCACCCAAAAGCAGGGGGCGGAUUGCUCUACACAGGCUACCGGGUGCUGUGGGGGAGGAUGUCAGACAGCCGGUAAUCAGGCUCUUGCUUACUGA